UCUUCCGCCGUCUCGGAACUAAGGUGCCGUGACCUCAAUAUCUGGCCGGAAGGCAGCGCAGAGAGAUGGCGGCCGCGGCAGGCCGAGCUGGUCUGGGGCACGUAGCAGCCUGGAAGAUGCUGGGGAAAAGAAUGGAGAGGAUGGCGCCCGCAGUGUGGGUUCGUUGCCUUUUUACGAGGUCGAGAAUUCCGGACUCGGUAUUUCAGCCACGUCCUGAAGACCAUGAGAAGUAUGGAGGUGACCCUGAGCAGCCCCACAAAAUCCAUGUUAUUACUAGAAUAAAAAGUGUAAUUGGUCGCCCAUAUUGGGAAAAGAAGAUAAUACAUGAUCUUGGAUUGGAUAAAGCACAUCAGCCAGUACUGCACAAAAAUAUUCCAUCUGUGAAUUCCAAACUGAAGGUUGUUAAACAUCUGAUAAGAAUACAGCCACUGAAACUACCUUACGGAUUACCUACAGAAGAAGAAAUGUCAGACACUUUUCUUACAAGCAAGGGAGAGCUUGUCAUUAAACGGCGUCUGAAACCUGUGGAGCAGGAGAAAAUUCAGUCAUAAUUGUGCUGGUUGGAUUUGUAUUGUAUAAAAUAAAUAAUUUAAAUCCUGAGUUAAGACUUUGUGUAUGAAAUGGAAGCGUGAUUCUUCCCUGUCUUGUUAAAAAAUGGUAGAGGUGGCACUGAUGCUGAAAAGAUUACACAUGUACAAAGUUCAAUGUUAGUACUACCUUGAAAUAUUCAAUGAAUGCUAGGCUUUCUGUCCUCAUGUUUUAAUUUUGUGGCUAGAUUGAUGCAGUUUGUGGCUAGCUAGUAGAAAACUUUAAAGUCAGACAAGGAGAAAAGUAAGUAGACUACGUCUAAUGAUGGUGAGGACAUUUCCUAGUUGACAGUAAAGGGUUACAAUUAUGGAGCAUGACUUCACCUCUACCACAUCAGGGAAUGAUCUGGAAUUGAAGGGCCCCCUGUUUACCAGUUACAUGAGAAUCAAUUGUCUCUCUGUCAGGAGUGUCAUUUGAUUGAGGGUGGUGGUUGAGUGACUUAACCUUGGUUAUCCAAAUCUCACACUUGUUCCUUAGCAGUCUGUCAUCUUGCCUCCAUAGCUUACAAAAUACCUGAACGUUUCAUUUGGGAGGCACAGAAGGAGUAAUUGAUGUCUUGGUAGGUUGUAUAAUUUGUCAUGCAGGAAACAUGCUAUCUCACUUCAUAUGCAUUUCUUGAUACUUAGUGUUUAAUAAUAAUAGCUGAAAAGCUGCAGUGUAUGGAUGUUUAUGCUUUUACUGUUCUAAAA
This is a messenger RNA of Dryobates pubescens (Downy woodpecker), 1277 nucleotides long. It is a transcript of the gene MRPL30, whose product is annotated as mitochondrial ribosomal protein L30. Gene Ontology annotation, biological process: translation. The transcript is spliced from 5 exons. The record is from RefSeq and is a predicted model, not a curated record. Lineage: Eukaryota; Metazoa; Chordata; Aves; Piciformes; Picidae. Gene Ontology annotation, cellular component: mitochondrion; large ribosomal subunit. Gene Ontology annotation, molecular function: structural constituent of ribosome. The coding region runs from base 66 to 551 and encodes 161 amino acids.